Chelonoidis abingdonii (Abingdon island giant tortoise) is the source of this 1059-nucleotide messenger RNA. NCBI's taxonomy places the organism in Eukaryota, Metazoa, Chordata, Testudines, Testudinidae. The record is from RefSeq and is a predicted model, not a curated record.
AUGGGAAAUGGCUCAAUGAUACCUAAGCAACUGAAGUGGGCAGAUAGACAUGCAUCAAAUGUCUCCAUCAGUUCUUCUGGCAACAGCAAGUUGUUGGAAGAGCCAGCGCUGGGCGUCCAUGCAACAGGGAGAGCUGAUGUUCUUAGAAGUAAGAUGCUGGAGCUGAGAAGAAAAGAGGAAGAGUUGUGAGAGAGCAGAUGUCACAUAGCAGAGAUCUACGAGCAGCUGGCUGAGCCAACCAAAGCCACUGCUAACCUCACCAAGAAACUUCACCACAAGUGUCCCCAGUUGAACAAGCUGUUAACACCCGGGCAAGGAACUCCCUCCCUUCAUCAUAAAGUGGCUGUUAGGAUCAGCCAAGCUGUCUCAGACUUGUUCUCUGUUAACAGGAGAGAUGCUAAAGAAGGCAUGUCUGCAAAGCCAAAGACCAGGACGUAGGAUCUGUGCAAACAGCCCAAAAUUUCCUUUCAAAAUGCAAGACUCAGAUGCCCUGAGAGAAGAGAUUGUAUCCUCAGCAGUGGAAUGUAUUAUGGGAGAACAAACCAGCAGGGUAGCUAUAUCCUCAAACAAGCAGACCCAGGCAACCAUAUUUCUGUGUUGGCAGAGGGCAGGGUGGAGGUCUUCCAGCAGAACAAGCUACUGUCAUUAAUCCCCGAGUGGACAACAUUUGGUGAACUAGCCAUUUUAUAUAACUGCACGAGGACAGCUUCUGUGAAAGCCAUCACCAAGGUCAAGACAUCAGCAUUGAACAGAGGGGUGUUCCAGAACAUCAUGAGAAUGACAACUAUUCAUAGCGAUGAUGUCAGAUCAGCAAACAUAAAUGCAGAGGAAAAUGAUGUGUUGUGCCUUGUUAUAGAUAUAUCUGAUUCUGAGAGUAGUGCUAUGGGUGAAGAAGGACUAAAAGAUCCAGAUAUUGCAAUGUGGUUCCAGCAGUUUACUAUGUUCGUUCAUUCAAGUUUUAGAAUAUUCAGGCAGACUGUCGGAACCUUUGAAGAACUCCAAAGGCACCUUGAGGGUUACAUGGCUAACCUGGCCCGUGCUGAUGGAAAAAACGACUAA